Messenger RNA from Tachysurus fulvidraco (yellow catfish), 2483 nucleotides. RefSeq names its product ras-related protein Rap-2a. Gene Ontology annotation, biological process: negative regulation of cell migration; Rap protein signal transduction. Gene Ontology annotation, cellular component: plasma membrane. The transcript is spliced from 2 exons. Gene Ontology annotation, molecular function: GTPase activity; GDP binding; GTP binding. The coding region runs from base 800 to 1351 and encodes 183 amino acids. The record is from RefSeq and is a predicted model, not a curated record. NCBI's taxonomy places the organism in Eukaryota, Metazoa, Chordata, Actinopteri, Siluriformes, Bagridae.
CACUAAUCGGAAAUCCGAGUUUGGAAAUCCUCUGCGCUUCGUCCAUACCGGCGUGGGUGCGGUUUGAAGCGCGUGGCCGCGCCUUUCAGGAUCCCGUCGCAGCUCCAUGCACGAGACGCUGAUGACGUGCUUGUCCUGGCGCUGGCUACGGAAGCCGAGCGAGGGACACGGUCGGUAACGCGGCGGUGCCUGUGGGUCUCCACCCGAGAGCAUGGCGGCCGCGGAUGUGUCGGUGCGCAGAAGAAGCGGGGACAUGAAACCACAGUUAAGGGACUGCUUUCUCUAAACUUCACACAUCCUGCUUCUUUAAAGACAAUCUCAAGAUUCUGAGUGCAGCUUUGUUAGCUUAGCUAAAACCGCAUCUAAUGUUAGUUAGCUGGAUGAUUUAGGACGCUGAGCUCAGCUAAUGAAACAGCCGGAAAACCUGCAACCGCCUGGACCAGUGUUUACCGGACAGAACCGCGGUACCGGUGUUUACCGGACAGAACCGCGGUACCGGGGUUUACCGGACAGAACCGCGGUACCAGUGUUUACCGGACAGACCCGCGGUAGCAGUGUUUUCCGGACAGACCUGCGAUAAUGCACCGCUUCUUCCCCGUUUCCUUGCGCGGACUCCGCGCCUUUGUGCGCCGCUUGUUUACUUCUCCUAGCUAAAAGCAAGAAGGCGCCAGGAGCAGCAUGGGACCCGCUCCGUCACUGUAGCUAAUACUCCUUUUAUUACGCUUGUUAAAUGACGAAUACCGGGUGCUAGUGCACGUUUUCUGUUGUUCCCCCUCCCGUUAACGGUGUGUUAGGAGCUAUGCGUGAGUACAAAGUGGUGGUGUUGGGCAGCGGCGGCGUGGGCAAGUCCGCCCUCACCGUGCAGUUCGUCACCGGCACCUUCAUAGAGAAGUACGACCCGACCAUCGAAGACUUCUACCGCAAGGAGAUAGAAGUGGACUCGUCGCCAUCGGUGCUCGAGAUCCUGGACACGGCCGGCACGGAACAGUUCGCCUCCAUGCGCGAUCUGUACAUCAAGAACGGUCAGGGCUUCAUCCUGGUGUACAGCCUGGUGAACCAGCAGAGCUUCCAGGACAUCAAGCCUAUGAGGGACCAAAUCAUCCGUGUGAAAAGGUAUGAGAAGGUGCCGGUGAUCCUGGUGGGCAAUAAGGUGGAUCUGGAGAGUGAGCGGGAGGUGUCGGUGAGCGAGGGUCAGGCUCUGGCUGAGGAAUGGGGCUGCCCCUUUAUCGAGACCUCAGCCAAGAGCAAGACCAUGGUGGAUGAACUGUUUGCCGAAAUCGUCCGACAGAUGGACUACGCAGCGCAACCUGACAAAGACGAUCCCUGCUGCUCCUCCUGCAAUAUACAAUAACCCUCCUGCAUGAGGGCUCACACAAACACACACACACAUGAACACUUCACACACUGCACAUACAUGCACAAAACAUGCAGGCACAGUCAUAGACAUUCACAAAAUACUCAUCAGUUUCAGUAGAUGUUCUUUCUGCUAAAUCAGUUUUCUCAUAGUGGAAUUCAUUCUGGCGUAAUGUCCGAAUGAGGAGAUCACUUUACCUGACUGACUCACAGAGAAGUGCACUGGCCUUACGAGUGAGUGCCCUGUUUCCAAAUGGAGCUUAGUGAACACUACUCUUCAGGUUUGUUAACACUAUUUAGCCAUUGUUUCUUUUCCCAUAAGUUCUUUUCACUGUUGAUCUUUUGAUUGAAGAUGUGUUUCUAAUCAUGUAACUUAGACAGAGCUCUUAUAGUUGAGGGAUUGACCUCCACCACCUCAACCAUUAAACAUUAGUAACAGAUUGAUUAGUAGAAAAAUAUAGGAUGAAACACCCACUUCAAGACUACGGGGGAAAAAAAACAUUUCAAACACCUCCUUUCCCUAUUUGGUCUCAAUUAUUGGAAUUGUAGAUGAUUCUGGGUUUUUUGUUUGUUUUUGUUUAGUUUUUUCUUGAGAAUAAGUGUGAUAUUGUGUACCAGUUGUGUGUUCUCAUUCUGAGAUAUGAUGACAAGAAUCCAGAAAACCUCCAGAAAGCACCAGGCCUCUUUCAGUUUCUGUGCAGUUUUUAUCAUCCAGCAUAUGCUUCUGAGUUUGGGUUAAACAUUCUUCACAUGGUGCCAUCAAACUCUAAUCCAGUUCUAGCGUUUCCCAAAAAAAAGUGCACAGGGAGAAAACCAAUUUCAAACAGUAAUGAAAAUCAUUUGAUGUUGAUGCUGGUAGUCUAAACACAGAUAUGGAUGUUGUCAGUUCCACUCCGCCUCCUGCUUCCUGUGGGCCUGUGGACUGUAUUCAUGGCCAGAAAAAUUAACAGCCUGAAGCAGAUUUAAAGAGUUUGAGCCAAAACGACGAUCACUCUGGUCAGACCAGAGCGGCGAGGUGCUGUGUACUCAUUGUUGAUUUUAUAUUUUUUUAUGUGAACAUUUACUCUCUCCUUCCUGAAUGAAUGGUGACACUCUUUCAUUUGGCACCUCAAUAAAGUGUGUUCAACACA